Messenger RNA from Laccaria bicolor S238N-H82, 1158 nucleotides. RefSeq lists its product as uncharacterized. Bases 1 to 1158 code for a protein of 385 amino acids. The record is from RefSeq and is a predicted model, not a curated record. Gene Ontology annotation, molecular function: chromatin binding. NCBI's taxonomy places the organism in Eukaryota, Fungi, Basidiomycota, Agaricomycetes, Agaricales, Hydnangiaceae. The transcript has 7 exons.
AUGCCUCGACGCGCAAAAUCCAAGUCAAAAGAACCAAAGAAACAAGCGGGCGGCGACAAAAGUGCACCGACACCAGAACAAUGGAACGAAAUGAAACAUUACACGUCGUUUAUCGUUCACGAUCAAGAAGGGAACGAAAAUAGAUUCUCGCAGGGACAAUCAGCGACUAUCCUGCCGUUCAAUCGCAAGCCUACUGAGAAGCUUGAAUUACAUGAGUAUUGGGUAGGAAAAAUUAGGGAAAUACGGGCUAUAGAUUUCGAGGAUGAGGAGAGAAUAAAUGAGGUGUGGGUGCGUGUCCAGUGGUUCUAUUCCCCGAAAGACGUUCACAGCGUAGUCAAAUCAUUCGACGCCAAGUCCUGCGGUAAAUACGAACGAAUAUUCUCGGAUCACUUUGAUCUAGUCAAUUCGGAGGCCUUCAACGACGUCGUCCCCGUCCUCAAGCUCUGGGAAAUAUGGGAACCAGACGCCGAACAAAUCUUCAUCCAACAAGAACAAUUCUAUUACCGCUACACAUUCGAAUACAAAGCCCGCACAAUCGACCCCAAACCCGGUAUAAACACCUGCAUCUGCUCCCUCCCUUACAAACCCGACGACCCCAAUUCCCUAAUGCACUUCUGCCCCCGCCCCUCCUGCAAAAAAGCAUACCAUCAAAAAUGCCUCAUCAAAGGAAAAUACAAAGAUACAGAAAGCAUCUCAACACGACCGCUCCGCCUCCUCGCUUGUUCGCCCGACACCAGCACCCCUCUCACGCUGGACGACCUAACACCCUCAAGAGAACCACCAAAGAAAAAACGGCGUGGUCGGCCACCAAAAGCAAAAAUUGGUGCCUCACAUCCUCUCGAAGAAAAGGACGCAGCAGAGUCAAUAUUACUAUCACUCCCACCCGCACUCGUACAAUACGCAGAACAGCCCAUGGUACGCGGGGCAGCGUUCAAAGCAGGCAGCGUAGCAGGGAACAUCACAGCUGUAUCCGUUGCGCGAAGGCUCGUGCACGCUGCGCUAGGGGGCACGCCUGUUCCUGAUAAUUGGAAGGAAAUGGUGUUUGGCGUUGAGGAUGCGCAGGCUGGGCCGAAUCCUAGUCCUGUUGUUCGUAUUACGGGCGGUGGUAAGAAGGUUAUACCUGCUUUGAUAUGUCCUCAGUGCCGGAGUUGUAUUUAA